AUGUCCACUGCACAGGUUAAGAGUGUCCAAACCUUUGGUAAGAAGAAGUCAGCCACCGCUGUCGCCCAUGUCAAGGAAGGUAAGGGUUUGAUCAAGGUUAACGGUGCCCCAAUCACCCUUGUUGAGCCAGAAAUCUUGAGAUUCAAGGUUUACGAGCCAUUGAUCUUGGUUGGUUUGGACAAGUUCGCCAACGUUGACAUCAGAGUCCGUGUCACCGGUGGUGGUCACACCUCCCAAGUCUACGCCAUCAGACAAGCCAUUGCUAAGGGUUUGAUUGCCUACCACCAAAAGUUCGUCGAUGAACAAUCCAAGAACGAGUUGAAGAAGGCCUUCGUCUCCUACGACAGAACUUUGUUGAUUGCUGACUCUAGACAACCAGAGCCAAAGAAGUUUGGUGGUCGUGGUGCCAGAGCCAGAUUCCAAAAAUCCUACCGUUAAGGGAAUAUCCUUCUGUUCCCAUCUGGGGGAAAGGGUGGUUUCUCUAUCAAAACAACUCACAAAUUUCUCAUGUCCUUUUCACAAAUUUCGUUUGUACACUGUUUAAUAUUAGGUGGUUUACGCUUUG
Molecule: messenger RNA, 565 nt
Organism: Williopsis jadinii
Lineage: Eukaryota; Fungi; Ascomycota; Saccharomycetes; Phaffomycetales; Wickerhamomycetaceae
Gene: RPS16B
Product: 40S ribosomal protein uS9
Exons: 2
Coding region: 1-438 (145 amino acids)
Biological process (GO): translation; maturation of SSU-rRNA from tricistronic rRNA transcript (SSU-rRNA, 5.8S rRNA, LSU-rRNA)
Cellular component (GO): ribosome; cytosolic small ribosomal subunit
Molecular function (GO): RNA binding; structural constituent of ribosome
Source: RefSeq, a predicted model, not a curated record